Messenger RNA from Galeopterus variegatus (Sunda flying lemur), 2882 nucleotides. RefSeq names its product microcephalin 1 (gene MCPH1). The record is from RefSeq and is a predicted model, not a curated record. Gene Ontology annotation, biological process: mitotic cell cycle; cerebral cortex development. The transcript is spliced from 14 exons. Lineage: Eukaryota; Metazoa; Chordata; Mammalia; Dermoptera; Cynocephalidae. The coding region runs from base 31 to 2529 and encodes 832 amino acids.
CCGGCCCGCCGUCCGGAGCCGCUACCUGCGAUGGCGACCUGCGGGGCCCCGCCGGUGCCCGUCCUCAAAGAUGUCGUGGCCUAUGUUGAAGUGUGGUCAUCGAAUGGAACAGAAAAUUAUUCAAAGACAUUUGCAAACCAACUUGUGGAUAUGGGGGCAAAGGUUUCAAAAACUUUUAACAAGCAAGUAACUCACGUUGUAUUCAAAGAUGGAUACCAGAGCACUUGGGACAAAGCUCAGAAGAGAGGGGUAAAGCUCGUUUCAGUGCUCUGGGUUGAAAAAUGCAGGACAGUUGGAAUACACAUUGAUGAAACAUUAUUCCCUGCAGCUAAUACUCGUGAACAUUUAUCAAGCCUAAUUAAAAAAAAACGUAAAUGUAUGCAGCCCAAAGAUUUUAUUCCUAAAACACCAGAAAAUGAUAAAAGACUUCAAAGGAAAUUUGAGAAAAUGGCGAAAGAGCUACAAAAGCAAAAAACAAAUCUAGAUAAUGAUGUACCUGUUCUCUUAUUUGAAUCUAAUGGCUCAUUGAUGUAUGGUCCCACAAUUAAAAUUUAUAGUAGUCACCAGAGCAUAAUGGAGAAGAGAUUACAAGAGAUGAAAGAGAAGAGGGAAAAUCUUUCCCCUACCUCUUCCCAAAUGAUUGAACACACUCAUGAUAAUCCAGUUGAAUCGUUUGCUGAUGGUUUGCACUCAUUUUCUGAUGAUCCUUGUGGAAACUCAGGAUGUGGAAAUCAGGAAAGGAAAUUGGGAGGAUCCAUUAGUGAAAUUAAAAGUGAUAUGUGUGUUUCUUCACCUGUAUUGAAAACAAAUAGUAUGCGUUCAUCAGCAUCUUGCAGUUACCUCAAUCAAGUAAGCCCUCAGAAGUCCAUGAACAAUCUUUCAAAGGAAGAAAUAAAUUGGCAAAGAGAUACUGUAGGUGAAACAGUCACCCCUGACAAAAAGCAAGCUGAAGGUUUGUAUAAUGAGAUGUUUGAUGAGAAAUACAGUGUGUCUCCUACAUUAUCUACAGCAAAAGGCUGCCUUUUGAUACAUUCAAGACACAACAGUUCUUCAACAAAGAGAAAAAGAACGUCAGAGGACUUACACUCAUCUCCAGAAGAAAAACUAAAGCAAAAGAGGUACUGUAGGAAAUCUAUGAUGCCAGGGUUGCUGCUGUUUAAGUCAGGGAAUAGCUUGCAGCUCAUGACCAGAUCUACUGUUGAGACUCUUGAUUAUGGAGAGUCCUCAUAUGAUGAUUAUUUUUCACCUGAUAAUCUUAGAGAAAGGAACUCAGGGAAUCUUCUUCCUGAAUCACAGCCGUCAUCAAGCCCUGCUCAGUUCAGCAGCAGAAGAAGUCUUUCUAAGAGGGAGAGAACAAUCAUGUUAGAGAUGUCUGAUUUUUCCUGCAUUGGUGAAAAACCCUUAUCAGUCAGCAUUACCAAUUUAACAGCAAAAACCAGCUCCACUCCUCAGAAACCUGCAAACGAUGAAGGCAAUACAACUUUGCAUUGCAUGACUUGCGGGGAAACACCUGCCGCUGAAGAAACCCCAGGGGUUUGUAGACAGGCUGGCCCUCAGCAGAGAGAAGACACAUGCCCAGAUGGAAGCAACUUUUCUCCUACCAUUGAUGACCCUGCCCAUCCAAAAGGACAUCAUGGCGAUUUAACUCAUUUGAAAGGAAACAGUAAAGAAACGAAAGAAAACGGAAAAAGCAUGCAGAAAGAAGGUACCCCUUCAAAAAUGUUGAAUUUCUCUGAAGGUGAUGAAGCACAAAGUGACUGUAAAAGAAACUUUGUAGAUGGUUGUGAGGUGGAGAAAUCUACAGAGGAAAAGGAGAACUUAUCCAGUGGAUAUAGUGGAAUUUUAGGUGUUAAAAAUGGACCAACAAGGCAUGAUGUUUUAGAUGGCUCACGUGAAGGCUUUAAGGACCUCAUCAAACUUCAUGAGGAUUCAAAAAAAAGUGAAAAAGGCAAAAAGCCAACGAGAACAUUAGUCAUGACAAGCAUGCCAUCUGAAAAGCAGAAUGUCAUCAUCCAGGUCAUGAAUAAAUUGAAAGGCUUUUCAUUUGCAAGCGAAGUCUGUGACACUACCACUCAUGUGCUAGCUGGGAAGCCGCUUCGCACCCUGAAUGUGCUGCUGGGAAUUGCCCGUGGCUGCUGGGUCCUUUCUUAUGAAUGGGUACUAUGGUCUUUGGAACUGGGUCAUUGGAUUUCCGAGGAGCCAUUUGAGCUUUCUAACUACUUCCCCGCAGCUGCUGUUUGCCGGCUGGAGCGCCAUUUGUCCACGGGGCAGUACCAGGGAACCCUCUUUGCCGAUCAGCCGCUGAUGUUCAUCUCGCCGGCCAGCAGCCCCCCCAGGGCCAAGCUGUGUGAACUGGUACACCUGUGUGGGGGCCGAAUCAGCCGAGCCCCUCGCCAGGCGGGCAUCUUCAUUGGGCCCUACAGCAGAAAGAAGAAAGCAGCAAUCAAGUAUCUGUCAGAGAAGUGGAUCCUAGAUUCGAUCACUCAGCACAAGGUCUGUGCCUCUGAAGACUACCUAUUGCUGCCAUGAUGGAGACACCAUCCCACGUGGCACUGCAGACAGCUCGCAAAGCUUUGGAUAUUCAAGUGAGAAACAGCUGCGAAGAGAAGGAACUGACAUUUAAGGCUGACUUUUUAUAUCAUCAUGUUUGCCUGUGUAUGUUGUGGUUUUUAUUUUAAGACUCCUUUGUGUGAUUUCCCAAUGACUGAAUUUGUUUCAGAAAGGGGUUGGCCAGUCCUAUCUGGGCCUUUUCUACAUAAUGUCCCUCUUUGUAUCUUAGUAAUAAUCGUAAUUAAAAGGUUACAGAACCUUUGUCAUUAAAGCAGUGUAGUGCCAAAUAAAAAGUGGAAAUUUAAAUCAUUUUAUUGCUGAGAACAAUCAAA